AUGAUCAAAUUUACUUUAAUCAACGACAAAUUCAUCAGGGCUUUUAAAAAGUUACUCAAUUUGUCUCGUGUGACUACCGCUGCUACCAACACCUCCAUAGCCUAUGAAUUGACAGUUUCUUUAUUUGAUUGCCUCACUUUGAGUACUGCUAAGACACAUCGUCUCUGGGUUCACGCUAUAUUAUAUAAACUCCCUCAGGCAUUGAAAAUUUUGAAGAUCAAUCAGGCGAAAUUGAGUAAUACCCUUACAAAUACGACAGAUGCAAUAGACUUUGCAAAGAACAAGCCUCUGAUAAUCAGUCUAUUACAGAAUUUAGUAUCCUUGGACCUUGUUAAACCUACACAACUUUCUAAGCGGUUCUCAGAUGCCUCUGUGAUUACCCCUGCGUCAUCAAAACUUAGUUUGGAAGAGCUGAACCAUGAUUACACAUCUAUUUUUCAUACGUGCAACCCGGAAUUUGUAUCUUUAGAAGAGUCUGGCGUUAAGGAGUUCAUUAAUAAGGUGUCGGAAUCAUGGAUUCAAACUGAAAUGUUUGGUAAACUCGUACUGGAAUCAAUUAAUUCCUUUAUUAACAAUCAUGACAAUAUCAGGCUGAGAAGACUGUUGAUUUCUUUGACUAUGAACAGUCGGAUAAUGGACUAUGUAAUUCUUCAGGAAUCUCCCUACUCUAUUACAAAGCAGUUGAUAGCAUACUUGGAAGAACAGGUGGAUGUCAAGCCAGAUUCUGAGAGCAAGGGAGACCAAUCAGGGCAGGAGACUGGUGCUGAGUUUAUGGAUUUGGAUCUAGGCGAUGACGAUUCGUCCAAUGCCCAGGAUUUCUUUACAGAUUUUGGUACCAUUCUCAUCUUCAUUCAGUACACAGUAUUUCGAUACAAUCUGAAUCUUUGGAAGUUUGAAAAAGAUGAGCAAACGUUGCAACUUUUGAACAAUGCCAGUACUGUCAAUGCCAAAGAUUACCUGGAAAAGCUUCAGGAGCCGGAUUCCGAAUUGAACACCAUCAUCAAUGACUGGAUUUGCUCAUUAUUCGAUAAUGUGAAUUCUGAUGGUAUAUCUGAUGACCUAGUGAGGAAGUGCAGUAUAAGGGACUACCAUUUUAUUAUGCCUCGUGUAAUUGAGGAGGCCGUCACUGCUUAUAGUCUGUCACUCAUUGAUCAGGACUCGCUGAUGGGUGGCCUUGAAUACUUCUAUCAGCCAUUCUUGAUUAACAAUCUAACUACGGUGUUUCGAUAUCUAGUGAAUGCCAGCUGGGCUAAAGAAAACCAGAAUGAUAUCAUUGCAUUGACUAAAAUAUUGCGAAAGCUUAGCGUUUGUGAAGAUAUGACAGGGGAAGUCAAAAUUCUUCACUCUAUGAUCAUGGAAAUUGUCAACGAUGAUCUUUAUUUGGCUCUUAAAAAUCUUAACAGUCUACCUCAAGUUGAGGAGUAUCUUUCAAAGUUGAAGACUCCCGAUGAGGAAGGCGUUGACUUGAGAGCUUUAGUAAACUAUGUGAAUGAGGGAACACCUGCCAAAUUUGAGGUUGUGUCAGUUUAUCUGAUUGCCGAUUCUAUUGGCUCUGAAUUGGAUUGGUUCUACGAUCAGUUGACGCUACUUUUGGAAACAACCAAUAAAGAAUUCAUCGAUGUUCUCAAUUACGAGCUUAUUGCAUCGCUGAUGAUUUACUAUUCGUCCUUCAAAACAUGUACAAACUUGAGCUCAUGGAUUUCAAAUUUGAAUUCAUUUACGGAAAAGAAAGUUGGAGGAAACUUGACGUUUAAUAGAAAAUCACCGGAGAAGAUGAUUAUUAUAGACGCUGCCAAAGAGAAGAGACUUGAGCAGGAUAAGAAAAAAGUGGAGAAUGAUGAUAACAAUAAGGACAAUAAGGAUUCAUCGUUUGAUUCCAACUUUUUUGGCUUCAUUCAAGAACCUGAAACGGAAGAAAAGCCGGAAAGCUCCAUUGAAGUGAAACCAGAUCCUGAUGCUAUGGAUGUGGAUACGAAUGAGAUGAUAAAUGAAAUCAAACCAGCAGCACCGAAAGAGGAUAAUCACGACCUUUUUAUGGCAAAUCUUCUGGUUCUCAUUCGCUAUAACGACCCAAGAACGGUUAACAAUCUUGUUACGAGGAUCCUUUCCAAUAUGGAAUGUCUUUACUAA
Molecule: messenger RNA, 2130 nt
Organism: Brettanomyces nanus
Lineage: Eukaryota; Fungi; Ascomycota; Pichiomycetes; Pichiales; Pichiaceae
Exons: 2
Coding region: 1-2130 (709 amino acids)
Biological process (GO): regulation of transcription by RNA polymerase II
Cellular component (GO): mediator complex
Molecular function (GO): transcription coregulator activity
Source: RefSeq, a predicted model, not a curated record